Molecule: messenger RNA, 1243 nt
Organism: Schizophyllum commune H4-8
Lineage: Eukaryota; Fungi; Basidiomycota; Agaricomycetes; Agaricales; Schizophyllaceae
Product: ATP synthase F1 gamma
Exons: 6
Coding region: 48-959 (303 amino acids)
Biological process (GO): proton motive force-driven ATP synthesis
Molecular function (GO): proton-transporting ATP synthase activity, rotational mechanism
Source: RefSeq, a predicted model, not a curated record
ACGUUCUCCUCGAAAACCUCCGUCUUUAUUCCUUCUUCGCUGCCGCAAUGCUCGCUCGUUCUUCGCUGACCAGAGCGUCCGUCGCUGUCCCCAGCGCCCUCGGGCGGGCACCAGUGGGCGCCCGUAACAUGGCCACGCUCCGAGAAAUCGAGCUGCGCUUGAAAUCCGUGCGCAACAUCGAGAAAAUCACCAAGUCGAUGAAAAUGAUUGCGUCUACCAAGUUGGCGAAGGCGCAGCGCGCCAUGACCUCUGGGAAGGAGUACGGCGUCGCGAACACGGAGGUCUUCAACAACGCGAAGUCUGACCAGCCCGCGGAGAACAAGAUUGUUGUCGUGAUCUCCUCUGACAAGGGUCUUUGCGGUGGUAUUCAUUCGUCUGUCACGAAGGCUACGCGCAAGAUCUUCGCCGCCGCGCCUGACGCCCCGUUGAAGACCGAGCUCGCCCCCGAGACCCCCAUCUUCAUUAUCGGCGACAAGUCGAAGGCGCAGCUCUCGCGCGCACUGCCCAAGAACCUCCGCAUGACCUUCAACCAGAUCGGCAAGGACGUGCCCACGUUCUCUGACGCGUCUGCUGUCACGGACUUGAUCAUCAAGUCCGGCGUUCCUUUCGACUCGGUCAUCAUCGUUUACAACAAGUUCGUCUCUGCUAUCUCGUACGAGGCGGCGGCAGUCGAGGUCAAGGGCGAGAAGGCGCUCAAGGAGGCUGACGGCUUCAAGGCCUACGAGAUGGAGGACGAUGUCACGAAGGACCUUGCCGAGUUCUCGCUUGCCAACGCCAUCUACUCUGCCCUCGUCGAGGCGCACGCGUGCGAGAUCUCUGCUCGUCGCAACGCCAUGGACAACGCGUCCAAGAACGCGACGGACAUGAUCGACACGCUCCAGAUGCAGUACAACCGUGGUCGCCAGGCCGCCAUUACGAACGAGCUGGUCGAUAUCAUCACGGGUGCCAGUGCUCUGUGAUCACCUUCGCUGUCGUGCGUGCUCUACCUAUAUACCGCGCAUUAGAUGUAUUUGCUCGUCGAGCGGUGGAAUGCAGAAUGUGGCAGUGAUUCAUUCCCCUGCGUCGAGGAUUUUGUACUCGAUGAUCUCCCGGCCCCUCCUUGCAUCAUAGUAUGCUCGGGACUGUCGACGGGGUUGCUGCAAAGUGGCAAGUGCUCUUCGAGAGAAGUCGCAUUACCUGGCUUCACCUAUUGGUGAUACAGUAGUCUCUAGUCAGAAGCAAUAUGGUAUGUGCUGGGUACAAG